Molecule: messenger RNA, 4495 nt
Organism: Paramecium octaurelia
Lineage: Eukaryota; Ciliophora; Oligohymenophorea; Peniculida; Parameciidae
Source: the annotation of a GenBank genome assembly
AUGGAUUCUGAAGCAUUCCAAAAUUCAUAAAUUGAAUUGAGAGAUAAAGUUUACAAAUAUGUGAAGAAUUAUAUGUAAAAUCAAGUAAUAUUGUAUUUUAAUGAUCCUUAAGAAAUCUUUCAAUAAAAUUAAUGGUGUUAUUGAUUCUAAAGAAAUUGAAGAAGUUAUAUAAAAUGAUAAUGAUGACGAAAAAGAUGUUGAAGAAGAAGAAGAGGAUGAGGAUGAGGAUGAGGAUGAUGAAGAUGAAGAUGAAGAUGAAGAUGAAGAUGAAGAUGAAGAUGAAGAUGAAGAUGAAGAUGAAGAUGAAGAUGAAGAUGAAGAUGAAGAUGAAGAUGAAGAUGAAGAUGAAGAUGAAGAUGAAGAUGAAGAUGAAGAUGAAGAUGAAGAUGAAGAUGAAGAUGAAGAUGAAGAUGAAGAUGAAGAUGAAGAUGAAGAUGAAGAUGAAGAUGAAGAUGAAGAUGAAGAUGAAGAUGAAGAUGAAGAUGAAGAUGAAGAUGAAGAUGAAGAUGAAGAUGAAGAUGAAGAUGAAGAUGAAGAUGAAGAUGAAGAUGAAGAUGAAGAUGAAGAUGAAGAUGAAGAUGAAGAUGAAGAUGAAGAUGAAGAUGAAGAUGAAGAUGAAGAUGAAGAUGAAGAUGAAGAUGAAGAUGAAGAUGAAGAUGAAGAUGAAGAUGAAGAUGAAGAUGAAGAUGAAGAUGAAGAUGAAGAUGAAGAUGAAGAUGAAGAUGAAGAUGAAGAUGAAGAUGAAGAUGAAGAUGAAGAUGAAGAUGAAGAUGAAGAUGAAGAUGAAGAUGAAGAUGAAGAUGAAGAUGAAGAUGAAGAUGAAGAUGAAGAUGAAGAUGAAGAUGAAGAUGAAGAUGAAGAUGAAGAUGAAGAUGAAGAUGAAGAUGAAGAUGAAGAUGAAGAUGAAGAUGAAGAUGAAGAUGAAGAUGAAGAUGAAGAUGAAGAUGAAGAUGAAGAUGAAGAUGAAGAUGAAGAUGAAGAUGAAGAUGAAGAUGAAGAUGAAGAUGAAGAUGAAGAUGAAGAUGAAGAUGAAGAUGAAGAUGAAGAUGAAGAUGAAGAUGAAGAUGAAGAUGAAGAUGAAGAUGAAGAUGAAGAUGAAGAUGAAGAUGAAGAUGAAGAUGAAGAUGAAGAUGAAGAUGAAGAUGAAGAUGAAGAUGAAGAUGAAGAUGAAGAUGAAGAUGAAGAUGAAGAUGAAGAUGAAGAUGAAGAUGAAGAUGAAGAUGAAGAUGAAGAUGAAGAUGAAGAUGAAGAUGAAGAUGAAGAUGAAGAUGAAGAUGAAGAUGAAGAUGAAGAUGAAGAUGAAGAUGAAGAUGAAGAUGAAGAUGAAGAUGAAGAUGAAGAUGAAGAUGAAGAUGAAGAUGAAGAUGAAGAUGAAGAUGAAGAUGAAGAUGAAGAUGAAGAUGAAGAUGAAGAUGAAGAUGAAGAUGAAGAUGAAGAUGAAGAUGAAGAUGAAGAUGAAGAUGAAGAUGAAGAUGAAGAUGAAGAUGAAGAUGAAGAUGAAGAUGAAGAUGAAGAUGAAGAUGAAGAUGAAGAUGAAGAUGAAGAUGAAGAUGAAGAUGAAGAUGAAGAUGAAGAUGAAGAUGAAGAUGAAGAUGAAGAUGAAGAUGAAGAUGAAGAUGAAGAUGAAGAUGAAGAUGAAGAUGAAGAUGAAGAUGAAGAUGAAGAUGAAGAUGAAGAUGAAGAUGAAGAUGAAGAUGAAGAUGAAGAUGAAGAUGAAGAUGAAGAUGAAGAUGAAGAUGAAGAUGAAGAUGAAGAUGAAGAAGGUGAAAAAGAAGAUAAUGAAGAAGGAGAAAAAAAAUGUGAUGAAUUAAGUGAAGAAGUUGAAGAUAAAGAAGAAGAGGAUGAUGUAAAAAGUGAAAAAGAAGAUGAAGAAAUAUUUUUAUUUUGUGAAUGGGAAUAAGCUUUGUAUGAGAAUUUAGUUUCAUCAAAAUAUAUUGAUAAAUAAAUAUUAAGCGUGUUAAUAGAAAUGUUUAGAAAAUAGAAUAUUUCAAAUUGCUUAGGAUUUCUUUAAAAUGAAGAAAAUCAAAAGUUUUAUGAAUAAUACAUAUUUCAUUUUGAAGAUUAAUCAUAUUUGAAAAAGUAAUAAUAAUUAUAGGUUUUAAUAAAUAACAUAAAGAAUAUUACUAUUCUUAUAAAAAAUAUUUAUGAACAUGAUUUUAGUAGAAAUAAUUAUACCACAUAAUUUUACAGCAAAACUAGAAAAUAUCUAAUUAAAAUGAUAUCUUAAGAAAGGGGAGUUGAUGAAUUCUUAAAAUUUUUAGUUCACCUAACAAGUAUAGAUAUCAGAUUUAUCUAAUGCGGAUCAAAUGCACUUAAUUUAUUAGUUGAAUCUAAGGUUGAUUUGAAGGAACAAUGUUUUGAAAAGAUUAAAAUUAAAAAUACUUCCUUAGUUGGAGCUAAUUUUUUUAAAUGCAAUUUAAGCGAAUCAGAAUUUGAAAAUGUAGAUAUAAGCGGAAUGAAUUUAAAUGGAGCUUAAUUAUAUAAUUGUAAAUGGAGUAAUUUAAAAAUAUUUGAGCUAUUUACAUUAAAAGGUAAUAGUAAAAAAGUAAAUUGUAUAUGCUUCUCCCCAAAUGGCAUAUUAGCAUCUGGAGAUAACUCCAUAUAUUUAUGGGAUGUUAAGAAGGGAAAAUAAAUAUCCAAAUUACAUGGUUAUACUGAUGGAAUCUUUUCAUUAAGUUUUUCUCCUGAUUGUAAUACAUUAGCGUCUGGUAAUGGUGAUGGAUCUAUUCGUUUAUGGGAUGUAACGACAGGGCAAGAAAAAUCCAAAUUAUAUGGUCAUAGUGGUGUCGUCAAUUCAGUAUGCUUCUCUGCUGAUGGCAAUACACUAGCAUCAGGUAGUAGCGAUAAUUCAAUUCGUUUAUGGGAUAUUAAAACAAGAAAACGAAAACUUCAACUGGGUGGUCAUGGCGAUUAAGUUCAUUCAAUGUGCUUUUCUCCUGAUGGAAUUACAUUGGCAUCUGCUGGUAGGGAUUAAACUAUCCGUUUAUGGAAUUUUAGGACUGGAAAAGAAAAAUUCAAAAUAGACUGUCAUAAUUAUUGGGGGCUAUCAGUACAAUUUUCUCCUGAUGGUACUACAUUAGCAUCUGGUAGUGUAUAAAGAACUAUCGAUUUAUGGGAUGCUAUUACAGGAGAACUUAAAUUUUAGUUAGUUGGUCAUCAAGAUUCGGUAACAUCAGUGUGUUUUUCUUCAGAUGGAACUAAAUUAGCAUCUAGUAGUAUUGGUGAUGAUGUUUCCAUUUUGUUAUGGAAUGUUUAGACAAGAAAACAAAUAUCAAGAUUAGAAGGCCAUAGGGAUAGUGUUAUUUCUUUAAGCUUCUCUCCUGAUGAUAAGAUAUUAGCGUCCGGUAGUCAAGAUCGUUCUAUCCGUUUAUGGGAUGUUCAAAUAGAAUAAAAUUAAGCUAAUUAAGUAAGCUAAAAUGAAAUUGUCUUCUCUGUAUGCUUCUCUCCUGAUGGUAAUACAUUAGCAUCUUGUAGUAAUGAGAAAUCUAUUCAUUUAUGGAAUGUAAGCACAGGAUAACAAAAAAAUAAAUUAGUUGGCCAUAGAAAUGAAGUCAAAGCAAUUUGCUUCUCUCCUAAUGGUAGUACAUUAGCAUCUGGCAGUUCAGAUAAAUCGAUUCGUUUAUGGGAUGUUAAUACAGGAUAAUAAAAUUUUAAAUUAACUGGUCAUAAAAAAGAAGUCAAUUCAGUAUGCUUUUCUCCUGAUGGUACAAUAUUAGCAUCUUGUAGUGAUGAUAAAUCUGUCCGUUUAUGGGAUGUCAGGAGAGGAUAAAGAAUAAAUAAAUUAAUUGGCCACUUUUAUGAAGUCAAUUCAGUAGCCUUCUCUCCUGAUGGUACUACAUUAGCAUCAUGCAGUUACGAUUCAUCUAUUCGUUUAUGGAAUAUUAACAAUGGAUAACAAAAUUUUAUAAUAGGAUGUCACAAUUAUUGCAUCUACUCAGUAUGCUUCUCUCCUGAUGGCACUAUGUUAGUAUCAGGUGAUCAUGAUAAAUCUAUACGUUUAUGGGAUGUAAAGACAGGAUAAUAAAAAUUUUAAUUAACUGGUCAUAGAAAUUAAGUCAUUUCAGUUUGCUUCUCUCCUGAUGGUAGUACAUUAGCAUCUUGUAGUUAUGAUAAUUCUAUCCGUUUAUGGGAUGUUAAGACAGGGUAAUAAACAGCCAAAUCAGAAGGUCAUAGUAAUUGUGUCAAUUCAAUAUGCUUCUCUCCUGAUGGAGCUACAUUAGUAUCUGGUAGUCAUGAUGGAUCUAUUCGUUUAUGGGAUGUGAAAACACGUUAAACUUCACCUUUGGACGAGAGUUUUUAAAAUGUAUAUGAUCAAUUCCUUGGCCCCCUUGAAAACAAUAUUAUUAAUAUUCUUCUUAUUUCCAAAACGUCAAUUUUUUAAGCAGAAAGAGCCUUAAUUCUAAAAGGAGAAUUUGUAAAUCAUAUGGGAAUAAAUUUAAGAUAAAUAUUUCAGUAAAGAGGAUGUUGUAUUUUGGACAGUCAACUAGAAUGUUGA